Molecule: messenger RNA, 1996 nt
Organism: Macrosteles quadrilineatus (aster leafhopper)
Lineage: Eukaryota; Metazoa; Arthropoda; Insecta; Hemiptera; Cicadellidae
Product: phosphatidylethanolamine-binding protein 4-like
Exons: 5
Coding region: 86-700 (204 amino acids)
Source: RefSeq, a predicted model, not a curated record
ACGACAUCUUCCACUCACACACAGACGGCGUCCGGGAAACACAUAGGUUUGCCCAGCUCUUCACUUUCAAUGCAGCUGUCUAGUGAUGACUGCUAAGCCUACGUCACUGAGUGUGCUGGUGUUGGUAGCCGCUCUGCUGGGCUACGGCGCCACCCAUGGGGUACCAGACAACGCGUGUACAGUGGGCGGCCCGCUGGAGGUGUACAGCACACCGGACCGUCUACCCGCCACCGCCGCCCAAUGUGACGUCAUCUACAAGAAGGAAGACUGGCAGCUCACUCCUACCAUCAUAUACACCGGUGCCAGCCCGCACAACACCUACACAUUGUUUAUGAUAGACCCCGACGCCCCCGACCGUCCCCCAGGCAUCUACUACUUGCACUACAUUGUGGCUAACAUACCGGGGAAGGAUUUCCAGAGUGGAGACUUGAGCAGAGGAACAAUACUUUGCAGUUACCAGGGCCCAGCGCCACCUGCAGGGACAGGCCUCCACCGCUACAUGUUCUAUGUCUACCACCAUGUACCAUCCAGUGGUAGACUGCCCAUGUCCCUGACUGUAGAACAAGCUGAGAGAGAGUUCUUCAACCUAAGUGGCUACAUGAGGAGAGCAGCUAGACAAGGAGUACAACUCAGAGGGCCAUUGUCUGGCGUACAGUUCCGAUCUGCAUUUCGGAUUCCUGCAGAAGAACAAAUUGUUUGAUAUUUAUUACAGUGUCAUUUUGUCUAAAUUCCUAUAACAUACUGUUAAAAAAAAAUUGUGUUGCUAUUAUCCUGUCAGUUAUUUAAUAAUAGUUGUAAUUUAAUGGUGAUGCUCUUGUUACUGAGAUAAUUUAUAGCAUUAAGAAAUCUUAUGGUAAAAUUUGUAUAAUAAUGGCUACUUAAUACAAUAGAGGGUUUCUCUGCAACAUCCCUUUUUCACCCACCCUACCUAACCAAUUUUUACUAAUUAAGUGUCAUUUUAAAGCUUGUGGUCUAGCAGAGGGACGAAUGGUAACUAAAAAGACAAUUUUAUUUUAGAGCUUUGCUAAGCUCUCCUAGUGUUUUAUUUUUUUUUAGUUCACUUUCAAGGAUCCAGUGAUACUGCUACGGUAUCUUUCUUUUAAACAUCUUGAUUUAUACUUAUGUUUCAAGUUAUUUAAAGCUCUUAAAUGUAAAUCUUUUGGCAUAAUUCCCCAAAACAAACUUAAUAUAGUUCAAACACAUUAUUUAGUUAUACUUAAAGAGGUUUAGGUUGUAAUGAAGGAAUUUGUCUACUAUAAAAUAAUUUUAAUUUUAAUAUACUUUAACAUACAUUGGCUCUAAGUAACUGUCUAAAUCCUCUAACAAAACUUAGAAAUAUAAUUUGUGGUAAAAACAUUAUGGACCCAUAAGGUGCCUGUACAAGGAUUGAAAGUGGCUAAAGCCUAAAAAAGAAAGACGAUUUUCACAGGGAAUUGGCUUGGCAAAUAAGUCCCAGACUUAAGCCAGGGGUGGUAGUGGGAACGAGGAGUUUGCUACAAACAUUUACUGACUUGGUUGAAAUGAAAUAUUUACUAUUUGAAUUUGGGUUUGAGUAAAUAAUACAAUGGAAAAAAGCUAGAGAGCCUGGGUAAUUUGAUAAAAUAAAAAGAAAACUGAAUUAACACUGUACUGCAUUUCUUAGUAAUCAUUGAAAGAGCCGAUUUGAAAACUAUGGAAACAUAGGAAAGUCAUAGAACAUCACCAAGGAGAAGAAAUAUAAAUAAUGUUUUUUUUUUAUAAUCGUUAUUAUGGACAACCUAAUGCGGCUAUGAUUAAGGCUAAUACAGUCAGGCUAAUACAUAUUGGUGAGUCGGUGGCUCAAUCGGUAGCGUCACGGACUUCGGGCCCAAGGCAGUAGUGUCGUGGGUUCGGAUCCUGGUCACUGCUACUAACUUUUAUCAGUACAGUUCACCUUUGUACUGUACCGGCUCACCCCUUGCUUUGCUGGAUACGUUCCACGCACAGAUCUGUAGUCUAUGUGGACGGGCAAAUGCCU